CCCAGUUACAGCUCACGUUUGGUGACAGCUUGUGAACCUCUGCACCUGGGCCACACUUUAAAACUUGAUUUCUCUGUGUCAAACACCAAUUUUCCGGCUAUUUCUGCGCCUAAAAAUAAGAUAUUUUUUUUUGCAAAAAAAGAUAUCUUGCAUCGAUCGCAUUGACCCGGGCAAGACUUGUGACACGCGAAGUGUAAGGGCCAUGGCCUUCCUCGGGAGCACAGUGCGGCGGAUGGUGACGGCAGUGCGGCCUCCACGCUCUCCCUUGUGCCGGACACCUGCUCGCUCCUGCAGCUCUGAGCCCACCAAAGAAAAAAGUGUCCCCUAUGAGAAGACACUCAAACAGAACGAUAGAGCCUCCUCUGGACCCACUAAACCUUUACCUAGAUCAGCAGAUGCGGUGGUGAUCGGAGGAGGCAGUCUGGGCUGUCAGACCAUCUACCACUUGGCUAAAAUGGGGAUGACCAAUGUAGUUCUGCUGGAGAGAGACAGACUUACUGCCGGCACCACCUGGCACACUGCAGGCCUGCUGUGGCAGCUGCGGCCCAGUGAUGUCGAGGUCGAGCUCUUGGCUCACACGAGAAAUGUGAUCAGCAAAGACCUGGAGGAGGAGACGGGUCUCCACACAGGCUGGAUCCAAAAUGGAGGACUCUUCAUCGCCUCCAACAAGCAGAGGCUGGACGAGUACAAGCGCCUCAUGUCGCUGGGUAAAGUUUAUGGUAUCGAGUCUCAUGUCCUGUCACCUGCUGAGACCAAGGACCUGUAUCCUCUGAUGAACGUCGAUGAUCUGUAUGGAACCCUGUAUGUACCUAAAGAUGGCACCAUGGACCCAGCCGGCACAUGCACCACCUUGACCAGAGCUGCAUCCGCCCGGGGAGCCACGGUGAUCGAGAACUGCCCCGUGACUGGCAUCCAAGUACGCGCAGAUGACCUGGGAAUAAAGAGAGUGAAGGCAGUGGAGACCGCCCAUGGGACCAUUGAGACGCCCUGUGUGGUAAACUGUGCAGGUGUGUGGGCCACCAAGCUGGGUGAUAUGGCCGGAGUCAAGGUGCCGCUUAUCGCCAUGCAUCAUGCUUAUGUGGUGACAGAGAGAAUUGAAGGUAUACAG
Molecule: messenger RNA, 1108 nt
Organism: Labrus bergylta (ballan wrasse)
Lineage: Eukaryota; Metazoa; Chordata; Actinopteri; Labriformes; Labridae
Source: RefSeq, a predicted model, not a curated record